AUGGAAAUCGAUGAAGCUAUGGCUAAUUUAAUUUUGUAUUUGGCCCAUGAUAAUCUAAAGCUUACAGAUCCCUUGGUAAAUAUAACAGCAGACAAGUACGUCAACAUAGAUGAUGGUUUGGUUAAUACACAGUUGCUUAUGGAAGAAGAAAUUUUUGAAGAAUUUCUUAUAGCUGAGGGUGUCCUGCAGCAAAUGCAA
This is a messenger RNA of Paraglomus occultum, 198 nucleotides long. Lineage: Eukaryota; Fungi; Glomeromycota; Glomeromycetes; Paraglomerales; Paraglomeraceae. The record is from the annotation of a GenBank genome assembly.